This is a messenger RNA of Arabidopsis lyrata subsp. lyrata, 915 nucleotides long. RefSeq lists its product as uncharacterized. Bases 337 to 915 code for a protein of 192 amino acids. The record is from RefSeq and is a predicted model, not a curated record. NCBI's taxonomy places the organism in Eukaryota, Viridiplantae, Streptophyta, Magnoliopsida, Brassicales, Brassicaceae. The transcript is spliced from 4 exons.
UUUACUUAUAAUAACUUUGAUCUUCUGUUUUUGUUUCCUUUUUGUGUUCUAAAGAUCAUUCAUUUACCAAUGAUAACUUAUGCUACAACAAGGAAUCAUAUCCUCCACUACAACAAAGAACCAAAUUCUUGACGUUUCCUUCUUUACUUUCAAACCCUCCGCUACUUUCGAAUCCAAUUCAUUCUUAUCGUUUUGGUUUUGAUCCCUUUCUCUAUUUCUCAAAAUUUGUUGUUUUUCUUCUUCUAUAUAAACCUCAUGGAGACACACAAACACAACACACAACACACAAGUCUCUCUAACUCAAACACACACAAGUCUCUCUAACUCAAACACAAGAUGUGGUCAAGCAAACGAGGUGGUAAGAACGUCUCCAAUGCAUCUAGUUCCAAGGAGCCAUCAGACCAUUUUAUUAAAAAGUAUGGAGUCACCAUCUUCUGGGACUUUGAAAAUUUAACGGUCGACAGAAAUGCCGAAGAUCUAUCUCAACUUAAAGGUAAUAUCGAAGUUGCCUUGAAAACACUAGAUCAUCGCUUCUUCAUCCAUGGCAAGCCAAAGGGGUUUGGCAAAUUUAAAGGAGCGAAUUGGAGAGAAGUCAUAGAACUGCAGAAUACUGAUGCGUUCGAUUUGCAAAAUGUGGACACUAAAACAGUUCCGUGUGAUGCUGGUGGUUGUAAUAUGAACGUUCGAGAUUCAGAGACUCCUCUCGACGAUGAUCCCUAUGCACGUAUAACCGACAUUGCCGAUACUCUUCUGGUGAGAGAUAUCAUGUUUGCACCCAUUGACUAUUUCCUGAAGGCGGAGAACUCGACGCAUCAUAUUCUGGUCAUAACAGGCGACAAAGAUUUUUUAGGUGCUCUCAUUGAGCUUAAGAGGAAAAGGUGGAAAUAUGUUAAGGAGAGUAAUAAAGAAAGUUAA